AAUAAAUACUUGACAUAGCCUCACUCUCCACAUUUUCCUCAAACAACUAGCAAAGUGUCUGUGCUCUUGUGGAAAGCUCACAUGAGGGUACAAGUAAUUAGAUUGGUUUGUGCUCUCCUUUUGGCAACACUGGUGAGCUCAGAGGCAACUGAGAGAAAAGCCAAAAUUGUUGACACUUCCUUUGAGUACAAUGCCUUAAAUUGCAGGGCUCAUAGUGCUUCAUUGACUGAUUUUGGUGGUGUUGGAGAUGGAAAUACAUCAAACACAAAGGCCUUUCAGUCUGCAAUCAGUUAUCUGAGUCAGUAUGCUUCUAAAGGGGGAGCUCAGCUGUAUGUUCCUGCUGGAAAAUGGCUUACAGGGAGUUUUAGUAUGACCAGUCAUUUCACUUUGUAUCUAAACAAAGAUGCUGUUCUCCUUGCUUCUCAGGAUAUGAAUGAGUGGCCUGUGAUCAAGCCACUCCCAUCAUACGGUAGAGGAAGAGACGCACCAGCGGGAAGAUACACCAGCUUCAUAUUUGGAACAAACCUCACUGAUGUUAUUGUCACAGGGGACAAUGGCACCAUAGAUGGUCAAGGAGCAUUUUGGUGGCAGCAAUUUUACAACAAAAGGUUGAACUAUACUCGACCCUACCUGAUUGAAUUAAUGUUCUCAGACAAGAUUCAAAUCUCCAAUCUAACGUUCCUGAAUUCUCCAUCAUGGAAUGUUCAUCCUGUUUAUAGCAGCAAUAUUAUUAUUAAGGGCCUCACCAUCAUCGCUCCUGUCCCAUCUCCAAACACAGAUGGCAUUAAUCCAGAUUCUUGCACAAAUACCAGAAUUGAAGACUGCUACAUAGUUUCUGGGGAUGACUGUGUGGCAGUGAAAAGUGGGUGGGAUGAGUUUGGCAUAAAGUUUGGAUGGCCCACAAAACAACUAGUAAUCAGAAGGCUGACAUGCAUUUCUCCACAAAGUGCAGCCAUUGCCUUAGGGAGUGAAAUGUCAGGUGGAAUUCAAGAUGUUAGAGCUGAGGACAUUACAGCCAUCCACACAGAAUCAGGUGUCAGAAUCAAGACAUCAAUAGGGAGAGGAGGGUAUGUGAAGGACAUAUAUGUUAGAAGAAUGACCAUGCAUACCAUGAAAUGGGCAUUUUGGAUGACUGGUAACUAUGGUUCCUAUGCUAAUAACAGCCACUAUGAUCCUAAAGCCUUGCCUGAGAUCAAAGGCAUUAACUAUAGAGAUGUGGUGGCUGAUAAUGUGACCAUGGCUGCUACCUUGGAAGGAAUCUCCAAUAGCCCUUUUACUGGAAUCUGCAUUGCUAAUGUGACAAUUAGCAUGGCAGACAAAGCCAAUGAAAAGCCAUGGACAUGCACUGAUAUUGAAGGGAUCACAAGUGGGGUGACUCCUAAGCCAUGCAAUUCUUUACUUGAUAAGGGGCCGGAGAAAAUCAAAACAUGUGAUUUUCCCCCAGAGAUUCUACCAAUUGAUUUGUUAGAGCUUAAGAAGUGUACUUAUAACAUUAAGCAUGCAUGACUCUUAUUAUGUUAAGAUGUGUCAUAUAUUUGUUUGUUUAA
Molecule: messenger RNA, 1547 nt
Organism: Glycine soja
Lineage: Eukaryota; Viridiplantae; Streptophyta; Magnoliopsida; Fabales; Fabaceae
Product: probable polygalacturonase
Exons: 6
Coding region: 82-1506 (474 amino acids)
Biological process (GO): carbohydrate metabolic process
Molecular function (GO): polygalacturonase activity
Source: RefSeq, a predicted model, not a curated record